Colletotrichum chrysophilum is the source of this 459-nucleotide messenger RNA. RefSeq lists its product as uncharacterized. The transcript has 3 exons. Bases 1 to 459 code for a protein of 152 amino acids. Lineage: Eukaryota; Fungi; Ascomycota; Sordariomycetes; Glomerellales; Glomerellaceae. The record is from RefSeq and is a predicted model, not a curated record.
AUGCUGUUCAACACGACAAAGACUUUCUUCACCGACGAGGCCAACAACGACACCAGAACACCCGCAUACCCACCCGAACACAGCUACGCCCGCCCACCGACCCCGAUCCCGUCCCACACGCCGUGGCGCCGGCUGCCCACCUUCGACCGCGAUGCGGACUUCCAGACCGCCGAGUCGGGGGACUUCAAAUUCGCCAUCACGGAGCUGCUCGACAUCGGCCGCAUCCUCCUGCACGCGGAGGCGGAGCUCGAGAAGGGCCAGCAGCGGAUCGAGAGGGAGCGGCGGCGGCAUGCGGCGUCGCAUGGCGGCGCGUGCGGGAAGGUGCUGGAUGCGUGGGAGUGCGGGUGGACGCGGCGGAUCGCGCUGAUGGGCGCCGAGGCGGAUGAUCUGAAGCUGAGCACGGAGAUUUUGGCGGAUUGCUGGGUGAAAGCCGGCGGCGACGGAGGAGAGAACGAGUAA